Molecule: messenger RNA, 1551 nt
Organism: Baudoinia panamericana UAMH 10762
Lineage: Eukaryota; Fungi; Ascomycota; Dothideomycetes; Mycosphaerellales; Teratosphaeriaceae
Exons: 4
Coding region: 138-1445 (435 amino acids)
Biological process (GO): pyruvate decarboxylation to acetyl-CoA
Cellular component (GO): intracellular membrane-bounded organelle
Molecular function (GO): pyruvate dehydrogenase (acetyl-transferring) activity
Source: RefSeq, a predicted model, not a curated record
GGAGCUUCGUAGGGAAGGAGCUCAACCAGAAGCUCAGAUCACGGGAAAUCCAUCUUACACAUCGCAUUCAUCUCCCACGCGACCGCCCUUCGCUUCAUCACCUUCCUUUCAUUAACCUUCAUUGCGGCGAAUCGAGGAUGUUGUCUAAAUUCGUACCGCGCGCCUUCGCGGCACCAGCACGAUUCAACGCCGCCGCAACCGCAACCCCCUUCAAAGCCGCCGUCAGCCCAGCGGUAGCGGUAGCAAGACGAUCAGUCACCACCGAUGCCGCGAGCAGUCAUGCCGAGAAGGCGGAUGUUCCUGCUGAAGACGACAAACCCUUCCAAGUGAAACUCUCCGACGAAUCCUUCGAAACCUAUGAGCUCGACCCGCCCCCCUACACCCUUAACACGACCAAACGCGAGCUCAAGCAAAUCUACUACGACAUGGUCGCCGUGCGCCGCAUGGAAAUGGCCGCGGACCGUCUGUACAAGGAGAAGAAGAUCCGCGGCUUCUGCCAUCUAUCCACCGGCCAAGAAGCCGUGGCGGUGGGCAUCGAGCACGCGAUCGAGAAGAGCGAUCAUGUCAUCACUGCGUACCGGUGUCACGGGUUCGCAAUGAUGAGGGGUGGCACUGUGAGGAGUAUUAUUGGUGAGUUGUUGGGACGCAGAGAAGGGAUUGCGUAUGGUAAGGGUGGUAGCAUGCAUAUGUUUGCUACCGGGUUCUAUGGCGGGAAUGGCAUUGUCGGCGCGCAGGUGCCGGUGGGUGCGGGCAUUGCGUUUGCGAAUAUGUACGAGGGGAAGGAGAAUGUGACGUUGGCGUUGUAUGGUGACGGAGCCAGCAAUCAGGGGCAGGUGUUUGAGGCGUUCAAUAUGGCCAAGUUGUGGAAUCUGCCGGUUAUCUUUGGGUGUGAGAACAACAAAUACGGCAUGGGUACCGCCGCCAACCGUGCCGCAGCCCUAACGGACUACUACAAGCGCGGGCAAUACAUCCCGGGUCUCAAGAUCAACGGCAUGGACGUCCUCGCCGUCAAGGCCGCCGUGCAAUACGGCAAGGAGUACUGCCGCUCCGGCAAAGGUCCGCUCGUCUACGAAUACGUCACGUACCGGUAUGGAGGCCACUCCAUGUCCGACCCGGGUACUACGUACCGCACACGAGAGGAGAUCCAGCGCAUGAGGAGCACGAAUGAUCCCAUUGCCGGGUUGAAGCAGAAGUUGUUGGAUUGGGAGGUUACGAGCGAGGAGGAGUUGAAGGGGAUCGAUAAGCAGGCGCGGCAGGAUGUGGAUGAGGAGGUGGCUGCCGCUGAAGCCAUGGCGCCGCCGGAGCCGACGCCGGAGGUGCUGUUCGAGGAUAUCUAUGUCCGGGGCAGUGAGCCGGCGUUCAUGAGGGGACGCGUUCCGGAGGAGAACUUUUACUACCCGGAGCGACCGGUUCAGGUGCCCAAAUCCCCAGCACAAUCGGCAUAAGCGGCAUAACAACACCACGGUCUUGUGUGUAGUUCGCAGCGCUGCACAUUCAUCACUGCGAUUUGGAAGGCUGGCAGACAGGCAGGCAGGCAGGGGAGAGCGAUGG